UAGUUUAGGUUUCGUGUCUUAAAAGCUUCUGAACACAUGCGACAAUGAGAUGCUUUUGUGUAAUGACUUUGUGGUGUUUUUCUGUAAAUCUGAGUAGGUUUAUGUUAACAAAGCGAAUGAUCUUUUGUGAAAAAUUAGGAAGAGGCAUCACGAUCAGAUAUAUGAAUGAAAGUAGUUCACUUUGGCCUUCUCGUUAAUCUUUCUUUUAAGAUCACAGUGACACUAUGAGUCUAUGACAAGAGAUUACAUCCAAGAUACCUCACCUUUGUUGAAUGCGAUAUGUGAUAAAUUAAAGAAGAGAACAUUCAUCAAGUGGCAUAGUCAUAGUUAUCUCAACCUAUGAAAGAACUGGUGAAAGCCCUAGUUCAUUAAUGGUUAUAUGUCAAUAGAUCUCAAUUUCAAAUAAAAAAUAUUACACAAGUAAAUUUGAUAAUAUUAGAGUGACAUUAUAAUUUCAGAAAAACAUAUAAACCAAACAGAUUUAUGAUUUAUCGAUUCAUAGUACAUAUGUAGUAAGCAAGUUGAACGGUUAGAUGUAAAUCUUCAAUAAUGCAUGUAAUAUUCUUGGCUGUCAAAUCAUUAGUGUAAUUCGGCCUCUAACUGUGGAUAAAAGAAGAGCUAGUUUUAAGGAUCUGAGCUUAUGUUUUUACAAUUUGGCCUCUAAAUUUGGAUUUUCCAUAUCAAUUGCAAACAUGCAACAUAACCGUAUCAUCUUUAUGGAUCUCUUUGUUCAUAUUGAUGAUUCUAUUUUGUAUCCAUAGCAUUACUCUCACUUGCAAAAUAGAGUGGAAACAGUAAGAGAUCAGAAAUCAUAGUCCGGCUCGUCAUGUCCCCUUGGCUGCAACAACUAUUUAGUGAGGAGGCUGGUCAAUAAGGUUUACGCUUUGUGAAUUAGUACAAAACCAGUAUGUUGGUUGGUAUAAUCUCAAUUUUUGGUGUGUUUUAUCUAUAUGCUCUUUUGAGCUCUUUAUGUUACAUACUCGUAAUUUCUUUUAGUUUUUUUAGUUUUUUUUAAAGAUAUUGUUUGAACUUUGUGUUUUUAUGGUUUAAAACUAAACAGUGUUAAAAAUUCAUUACUGUAAUAAUUCAUGAUUUAUACUUAAAUAUGUUGUGUUAAGAUAAUUGUUUGUUUUUUUGGGGAACAUAGAAAAAUUGUUUAACCGAAGAAAACAACUAUAGGAAACAAAAAUUGUGGUGUAUCAUAGAACGAAAUCUAGCUAAUAUAAAAUAUACAAGAAAAAUUUGUUUGUGUUAUAUACAUGGGAUAUAUCUAUGUAUAAUACAUUAAUACUUAGUAUAUGAUUUCUAGACUAAGUAGAUGGUCUUAGGUAGGACAUAAAAUAAAAUAUGAUUCAGUUAUCUUUUAAAAAAAAUAAAACAUAUAAAUAGUCAUACUUGUGUUCAAUGAUUUUCAUAUUUUUAAAAAUUUAAAAAUUUAGUUUACUAUUUUUUCCAUUACAUAAGCGUAAAACAUGUCAAAGAUGACUAAAAAUAUCAAAAAUCUUAUUAAGACAAAUAAAAGUUGAAAGUGUCUCUUUUUCUAAUUCUCCCUAAGAAUAAUUAUAUUUCCGAAAAUUCAGUUACAAAAUAUUCUAAAAAUAUUUGAAAAUCUUAUUACUUUCUUAAAACGUGUAUCUCGAUUUUCUUCUCAAAAAAUUAAAAAAUAUAUUUGGAAAUCUUAUUAGUAUGCUGCUGUGGUGGUCUCUUUAUCUCAGUUCUUGAAGAAGUUAAAGGCAUGUAUAAUGUGAAGAGUGCAUAUAGAAUGCUGUGCCUCAGCCUUGUCAGUUUCAAUAUGUUUAAGGUUAAAAAGGUUAAAAGGCCAUUCCUUUUUCAUUUUGGGAUCAGAUUGCCAAAGGAGGCUUAGGGGAGUUUGGUCUAUCAUUCUCAUAAAACUAGUUCUGCAUCUUUCGUUAGGCUGAGUAACAUUAUAUGACUCUGAGCUCUAGAUUCUGCUUUUAGGGCAAGGAACAAGGUAGGAUGAAUGAAUAAAUGUGGCAUCUUUAUGCUGAUGGUUUGUUAGAUUUGACUCGAGCUCUGUUUAGUUUUUUUUUUUUUUUUUUCUUAGGUAAAAUGUUAAAUUAUUAUAUAAAUUUUCAAUUUGUGACAGAAAUUACACAUAAAAUUUGUAGCGGAAUGCAAAAAAAAUAAACUAACCAACAAUUCUAAACUGAAAGAGUCAAACCGAAGAAUAGUAGAGCAAAGCCUAAGAGCCAGAUUAGUAACGAGUCAAGCCCAUACCAGAGUAACCGAAAGAAGUCUCGAACGAGAAUCGGGCACCGCGAGCUACCGGAGAGAAAGACGCCCUCAAACCUUGAAACAACGGUUCCUACAGCUUCCGACUACAAAUGCCUAAAACAAAUCCGGACAAAAAAACCAAGCACGAACAAACUCGAAGUUUCUUUUCUUAAAACAGUUUUGUGUCAUAAGAGUGAUUUAAUAGUUAAUACUUAAUACUAACACUGAGGAUAGGAUGUGGUUAGCUUUUGUUUUCCUACUGGUCGUGUUCUCUUCUAAAAAGCGAUGGUUUUGUUUUCUAGACGUUGGAAUUAUGCGGUUUUGUUAUUAACCGGAGUUAGGAGUAGUUAGACAGGCCGUAUUCAGCCGAUCACUAAUUGAUUUAUGUGAAUGAAUCAAGUACGUCGAAAUUUAUUAAUGUUAUGACAUCUGUGACCAAAUAUAUUCAAAACUAUAUUUAUCUAAAUAUACUAAAAAUAUAUACAAGUGAAAGUCUAACAAAAACAAAAACAGAAUGUUGAGGUCUACUCCAAACAACGAAAUUAAAACUAAAUCCUUUUUGAAUCAAAAACAAUUCACCAUGUCAAUCCACGGAUCAUACACGGAUUUCAAAUCAUUGAUAAUACACUACAGCAUGAUAUAAGCCUUUAUUUUGUUAAACGCCUUCUCUCUCUUUUAAAAAGAAAAAAAAAAUGUUCAAGUUGUCUCUUCUAUUUCUCAAACAACGUGAUAUUAAAUCACUUUGAAUAAAUCACAUCUUAUACUUAUAAGAUAAUAUAAAACUCAAAAAGAUUGAACAAACAUUUUCAAACUGAUAAGCAUUUGAAUAAAAUUCUGUUUCUAUAACCUGAACUAGCGGAAAACUUUUUGAAGAUGACGAUGAUGUUACGAGACAGUGUACAUUCCGUGUGUAUCUAUAGAUAGUUUUUGUGUAUUCUUGAAGGACAAGAAACCUAUUUUAAGACCAGUUCAACAGAAAGCUGGUGCAGACCACGAUCACAGUUGUAAUAAAUUUUCUAAAAUGGCAACCACUCCUUUUCUUUAAGAACCAGUCUUUCUUCCUUUCUCUUCCUCUAUAAACCCAUUUUUGUUCUCAUUCAUUUUCUCUUCAAAGCUUCUAUAACUAAUAAACCAUAUUAAAUAUGGAUCAAGCAGAGCUUUCCCGGAUAUUCCAAAUGUUCGACAGGAACGGUGACGGCAAAAUCACCAAGCAAGAGCUGAAUGAUUCAUUAGAGAACGUUGGAAUCUACAUGCCUGACAAAGAUUUGGUGCAGAUGAUUGAGAAGAUUGAUCUCAACGGCGAUGGGUACGUGGACAUCGAAGAGUUUGGAGGGUUGUACGAGACCAUCAUGGAGGAGAGAGACGAGGAGGAAGAUAUGAGAGAGGCUUUCAAUGUGUUUGAUCAGAACCGAGACGGGUUCAUCACGGUCGAGGAGCUGAAAUCUGUGUUAGCUUCCUUGGGGCUCAAGCAAGGCAGAACACUAGAGGAUUGUAAGAAGAUGAUAGGGAAAGUGGAUGCUGAUGGAGAUGGGAUGGUGAAUUAUAAAGAGUUUAAACAAAUGAUGAAAGGUGGUGGAUUUGCCGCCUUAGAAUCAAACUUGUAAACAAAGAAAGAAAAAACCCAUUUUAGGGUUAGGGUUUGUGACUCGAUAUCAUUGUUUUUUCUUCAGAAUGAUUAGGGCAAAACCUUGAAAGAAAAAUUACAAAUUGAUUUGCAAAGAAAAAACUCGAAAAAAAUCUUUGUGAGCUUCGUUUUGAAUGCUCCUCUACAAAAUAUUGGUGAUGAAUUUGCUAUCUCUUUAUAAGAUCAUGCCAUGCAAUUUGAGUCCUUACUAUUUGGUUUUAAGUGUUUUAGUCAUUGUGCUGUGGAGUGUAGAGGAUGCAUUUUACAUACAUCGACUUCGUUUUUUGUUGUGGUCUACUUCCUCACCACUUCCCUUCCUUUUCCCAUUCCUAACUUCAGUUUUAGUCUUUCAGAGAUCAUCACUUCCUCUCUCGCUUAUACUUUGAUUAAGGUCAAUGCAAUUGCUAUUCUCUUGCUACUUAAAUAAGGUUUAGAAAUGCAUAGUUUAGAGUUUCUCUUCUCAUUAGUCAAUUCUCAAGGACCUGCUAUCUUUCAAGCAUAUACUGCAUUUGAUAACCUUUAAAAAUCUUGGACCGCCAGAACCACAUCAAGAACCGGUUCUGAAAUUUAUGCAGCAUAAACAAUAUAGAGUAAAUUUUAAUAAAAGUUUAUUUUAUAAUUUGGAAGCCAUACAACCAUGUAUAUCAGCUCACUAAAAUUUGAAGGUCAAAGCUAAUGUUUCACUAGGAUUUGUCAAGGACCGGACCAACCCUAUAAAAUGAAAAUGAGUUCUCUCUCUUUAUCAUUUUGACGACACAUGUUUUCCUGAACUCAUGAACUGAGCUUUUAUAGUCUUGUACAAACGAUAUUUUCAGGAUGAGAAAGACACAAAGAUUCAAGAGCUUAACAGCAGCUUGAUAAUGAUAUGGUCCUAAAGGAGAUGGAAGAAUACUCCAAUCAUUUCUCCAUUAAUAUCAAUAAUGUUAUCCAUAAAGUUGAAGAAAUAAAGUCCAAUAGUUUCACUAAACCCCUCAGCUGAAUAAAACAACAAAAAAUACACACAGCUUCGCUUGUGUUCAUAAAACAAAGAAAUAUAGAGAAACUGUUUUAACCAGAAAACAAACAAAAAAAAAGAUUUAAAGACAAUGAUAAAUUACAUUGGCCAA
Brassica rapa (field mustard) is the source of this 4965-nucleotide messenger RNA. RefSeq names its product calmodulin-like protein 3. The record is from RefSeq and is a predicted model, not a curated record. Gene Ontology annotation, molecular function: calcium ion binding. NCBI's taxonomy places the organism in Eukaryota, Viridiplantae, Streptophyta, Magnoliopsida, Brassicales, Brassicaceae.